Messenger RNA from Metopolophium dirhodum (rose-grain aphid), 1362 nucleotides. RefSeq lists its product as uncharacterized. The record is from RefSeq and is a predicted model, not a curated record. Lineage: Eukaryota; Metazoa; Arthropoda; Insecta; Hemiptera; Aphididae. The transcript has a single exon. Bases 1 to 1362 code for a protein of 453 amino acids.
AUGAAUUACUAUGCGUAUCGUAUGAUGAUUCGUACACAUGAGGAGAAUGUCAUUCUGAAGUGCGGUCGGCUAUUCCAGCAAUUCGCUGUCGACAUGUAUGUCAAAGUGGAGACCGAACGUUUAGCGUUCAUCAGAUUCAAUCAGCCAAAGCUACGAUCUGAGGACUAUAUACACUUGCGUGAUGCUAUUCAUUCAGAUGGUGAUGUUCAGAAUAUUGGACGACUGACGGUUCUCCCAUCAACUUAUAUCGGAAGCCCACGCCACAUGCACGAAUACGCUCAAGACGCUAUGACGUACGUGCGAAAUUAUGGAACUCCGGAUUUAUUUAUUACGGUCACAUGCAAUCCGAAGUGGACGGAAAUUGAACGCGAGUUGGAACCGGGUCAAAAACCGCAAGAUCGCCAUGACAUAAUCGCCGGAGUAUUUCAGCAAAAACUCAAGGUUAUGAUGGAUGUGCUUACUAAGUAUCGAGUUUUUGGUGACACACGUUGUUAUAUGUACUCGGUGGAAUGGCAGAAGCGUGGACUACCGCAUGCUCAUAUCCUAAUUUGGUUGCUGAACAAAUUACAUUCAAAUGAAGUGGAUGACAUCAUAUCAGCUGAAAUUCCUGAUCCAGUCACUGAUCCCCGUCUACACGACAUUGUGACGACGCAGAUGGUGCAUGGACCGUGCGGUGCAUUAAAUCCAUUAUCGCCUUGCAUGGCUGAUGGAAAGUGCACAAAACGAUAUCCGCGACCGUUAGUUGCUGAAACAGUCACAGGGAACGAUGGAUAUCCAGUUUAUCGUCGGCGUUCAAAAGAAGAUAACGGUCGAACUAUCAAAGUUAAAGUUCAAAAUCAAGAGAUUGAGAUCGGAAAUGAAUUCAUUGUACCAUAUUGCCCGCUGCUAUCACGAAUUUUCGAAACACAUGCAAACGUUGAGAGUUGUCAUUCGGCCAAAUCAAUCAAAUAUUUGUGCAAGUACGUCACAAAAGGCAGCGACAUGGCUGUGUUUGGUAUUGCGUCGGAAAAUGUGAAUGACGAAAUCAGCAACUUCCAAAUGGGCAGAUACGUCAGUACUAAUGAAGCACUGUGGCGAUUAUUGUCAUUUCAAAUUCAUGAAAGAUAUCCCACAGUUGUACAUUUAGCAGUGCAUUUGGAAAAUGGCCAAAGAGUUUACUUCACUGAGGCUAAUGCGGCACAACGAGCUGAGAGACCACCAUCGACAACAUUGACUAGCUUCUUUGCAAUGUGUGAAGCAGAUCCAUUCGCAGCGACGCUGAUGUACCUUGAAAUGCCCAAGUAUUACACUUGGAAUCAAUCAACAAAGAAAUUCCAACGUCGCAAACAAGGAACCCCAGUUCCAGACUGGCCACAGGUUUAA